AUGGCCAAAGAAAUAAUACAAUUUUUCGUAGCAGCGAAUUUGGUCACCUUUGUUUUAGGUCAUGGCAUGAUGCUUGAUCCCCCCAGCCGAAACUCCGCUUGGAGAUAUUUUUCAAACCGUCCAAAGCAGUAUACGGAUAACGAAUUGAAUUGUGGGGGAUUCAGCGCACAAUGGGACAAACAUGGUGGUAAAUGCGGCGUUUGCGGCGACGAAUAUAACAUAGCAAACCCUAAGUACGUCUAUCCAGGCUUAUUCGCUCAAGAUGGUUUUAUCACCAAAACUUAUAAGAAAGGAGAAACAAUUCAGAUCACAGUAAAGAUCACUUCCAAUCAUCAGGGAUUCUUUCGUUUCACCGUGGGUAAGCUGGAGAGACGGCCAAUCACCCAAGAACAGCUAACUCACGUCUUGUUGCAACCCGAUGGUUCGAACACGUGGCAGCUGCACUCAUCCGCAAAUGGAAACUACCACAUCAAACUCGUGCUGCCCAAAAGCCUGACAUGUGAUCACUGCGUGCUUCAGUGGUGGUGGACAGUGGGAAACAACUGGGGCUGCAAUGAAGAAGGAAAUUGUGGAGUUGGUUUGGGAAAGAAACAAGAAACAUUUGUCAACUGUGCCGAUAUCAAGAUAACACCAGAGGGAGGGGCUAGUGGUACAGAUGCACCCCUAACAGAACAACCCUCUACUCAGGCGCCUUUGACAGGGUCUACACCUAGUUCCAAACCCCCCAAAACACAGAAACCCUCCACUGGAUGUAAGGCGACGGGGCCCUGGACCGGACAAGCUGCUAUGGACAAGUGGUGCGUUCAGAACUGUGCAUUAGGCAAUUGCCCCUCAAGCCACUGCCAGUGUUAAGCAUGCAAUCCGUUUCUUUUUACGAGUGAAUUAUGCGUGUGAAUUAAUUUUGUACUGGAGAGUCGGUCAAACUUAAGAAAAAGUUAUCAGCAAGCUAGAAUUAGUACGAAUCUAACUCAAAAUAUAUGUUAUUCAGAAUCGUGCCGACUAAGAAUACUCCUCUUUCAUAGGAAAAGCAUUUCUUGUCGGCUUAGCUUUACACUGUUCAAUAGUCUGUCUAAGGUUGACAUACCACUUCUAGUGUCUUGUGAGGUGGGGCAUACGAUGACCAAACAAGCCUAUAGACGUACAGAUUGAUGAAUGGUUGUAUGAAUGAUUGGAUGGAAAAAUGAAUAAAUGAACUAUCUAUCAAUUAAUCAAUCACCAUGGAAAGAAAAAACCUAAUAUUGCUCUCAUUUAUAGCUCUAUGUCUACGAAAAUGUCGUGUAAAUCUCAAAAUAAUUCCUAACCUCGAACAGAUUUUGAAAAAUUAGCCCAUAUCUGAAAACUCAAGAGACAUUUUCAACAUUAAUGGCCACAUGUGACGUAGUACAACUGUAAAAAAUUCCUUAAAACAAUAAGAAAGUUCUCCGUGGUAGGUGAGUGAUUCCUGUAACAAAGUGUUUACACGGCAGGUAGUGUUUCCCUGGUUCUAGGGUAAUCCUGUUAGGGGCGUAGCCAGCCACUGUUUCCUUGUAAGCCGGAGUUGUAUAAGCCCUACGGGAGAUGGGGGCUGGGGGGGAAGUAAAUUAAACAAUCAUUCAGGUGGAUGGGUUUGUUCGAAGGUGCUUUUUCACUUGGAUCAAUGCAGAAAAAGAGUAGUUCAACAUAGCAUUAAAUUAAAGUUUUUCGGUAGGAGCUACUUGGCUACUUAAUAUUUGAAAGUGGUUUGCCAAUUUUUUAAAGUCAGACCCCAGCACAGCCUAACAACAAAACAAAAACAAACAAGGAGAAAGCGGUUUACUAGCUGUUAUUUAGAGCUGAGACCUUCCGAAAGUACGAGUUUUUAAACUCAUGAUUCUAGCGGGUACUCAAAGUAAACAAAGUGGAGCCGCUCGAGCUCUGCAACGUAUCUACUUGAAAAACCCAAGAUGGGGUUCCACGACGGAUUUUUCUAGUGAAUUAUGUGCCAAUAUUGCACGCCAAUCACUGAGAAAGACAUUGGUGCCCGUAUUAAAUGCACUUCUUAUCUUGUUAACAUGCGAUUACUUGAGCUCAUUUCAACCCACAUUUUUGUUAAGACGGGGCUUAAUGGCAACUACACCCCUGCCUGUAGCGCUAAAGGUUCAGCCCUUGCGCCACGGUUACCCUUAUCGGUCUUGUAAACACGUCGCAUAAAAUAAGAAGAAAUGUGCGAGUAUUUGGGUAACCGUCUUGCUUGGGUAAACCUUAAAUUAUUCCAAUUAUGCAAUCCAUUCCCGAUAAAUAAAGUAGUUUUUAUUUUGUAAUGGAAAAAAAUACCUAAAGUAUAUCUUUUAAGACUAGUAUGACAACACAUGACUAGGGACAGUUUUAGAGAGGUUGACAAUAAAAAAUAUAUCGUUGGGAUCUCAGUAAAGGUGACCGCGACCACUUAAUACAGGUGACCGCAUGUCAGUAUUGUAGUAAUCAAGAGAAUGCUUAAAAUACAUAAACUCAAAAGUGGGUUGAAUUUGAUCGUCCGGGUAAACGUAGUCCUGAAUAGGACUGUUGAAAUGACUCCCGGGUUCAAACCUUUCACAAUAAAUAACCCGUUGGGACUUCGGUAAAGGUGACCGCAUGUCAGUAUUGUCAGUAUUAUAGUAAUCAAGAGAAUGAUUGACCAUAAACUCGGUAAAGGUGACCGCGAACACUCAAAAGAGCAAUGCCAUGCAAUUUGUUAUCUUUUCAAAAAGCUUAAGCCGAAAAUAGUGGUCUAUUAUUGUUAUUCAAGACCAUAUUUAUAGGUAUUUCGUGUCUUCUGUUGCAACAGAUAGCAAGGAUGGACAUUGACUGAAACUUGAAAAAGUUGGGUCAACUUUGUUGAGUUUUUAUGCUGAGUGCUCCCUGCUGGUGAAAUUUGUUUGAUAUCUUCUUCAUAACUCGAUCUACAGGAGCAGUUUGUGUAUGGGGCAUGCAUAGAGGAUAUUACACGGUGGCGCGAAGAUAUGAAUUUUAUUUUCGAGUGGCAAAACAACAUUUUACGAACGAGCGCAGCGAGUGAGUAAAAUAUUGUUUUGGCCACGAGAAAAUAAAAUUCAUAUCUUCAAGCCGCCGUGUAAUGUUCUUUUUAUUAUAUACAGGUUGUCCCAAAAGUUCGUUCCUCUACUUUGUAAGUACUCGUGAAACAAAUUAUUUAUGCACAAGUUGUUUAUUUCAGUCUGAUUAAGUACCAUUUAUUUAUUGCGCCAUCUUUUUAUCGGAAAAUUCAAUUUUUGCAUUUUCUCGCCAAAGGUGUGCACGCGCGUUUAUAUUUUCCCGCCAAAUAUUUGUCGUAUUUUGUGUCCUGAAUUGCUAACAAUCUUUCCUCGGUUUUGUGAAUAUCAUGAAAGGUGCACCCUGUCAAUGCUAAAAUACUCAGCUACUUGAGAGCCCAAGCGUUUAUACUCAGAUCAACUGGCUUGUCAGUUAAGUAAAUUUCCAAAAAGCUGCAAAAAUCUGAACGUUGGGUAGUGAAAUGGUCCUCAAGAAAAGAACGGGAAGACCGAAAAUCCUUAAUGAGGCAGCAAAAAGAAUUCUGAACAAAGCUAAGUACAAAAGAGGAAACUCGACCAUACAGCUCAGCUUUCACGACAAUUAGCAAGCAAAGGCCAUGUUGGGGGAAAAAACACUAUCUUGAGGUUUAUAAAAAACGAAGGUUGGAGACCGCUGAGAAGGCGAAAGAAACCUCUGCUCACAGCCAAGCAGCGUGCAGCUCGACUGAAAUUUGCUAAGCAGUACAAAAACCUCACUGCGGAAGAAUGGGAUGAUUUUCUUUUUGCGGACGAAUGUCCCCAAUAUUUGUUUCAGCUGCCCAAUCCAAAAUUUGAUAUUGUUUGGGGUUCUCAGGAGAGCAAGGUUCCUCCAGCAUAUCAGGUUUAAAAAAGUUCAAAAUGGAUCAUAUGGGGCGGAAUGACAGGCCGCGGUCUUACUGGGAUACAUCUUUUACCCCAAGGACAGACUUUGACUGUCGAUUACUACAUCAACAACAUAUUAGAAGCCUGUCCUUCACCGUAUAAACGUGAAUGAAGCAACAGACAAGCGGAAAUUGUGCAGUUCCAAUCGCCACGUGCAUGACGUUCGUCCAAGACGGGGCGUCAGCACACGCAACCAAGGCCACCCAGGCAUGGUGCCAAAAAAAAACCUGUCAAAUUUUAUAGAGAAAACAUGCUGGCCCCCAAAUUCCCCAGAUAUUAACCCUGUGGAGAAUCUUUGGAGCAUAAGGGAUGAAGUCGUCUAUAAAGACCCAACUCCUAAAACCAUGAAGGAUCUGAAAAGACGGCUCAAACAAGCCUGGAAGAAAAUCCCGCUCUCCACGUCACGCUACAUGACUUUUUAUCCCACUCCAUGCCGCAACGGCUUCGGAACGUGAUAACAAACAAAGGAGGGCAUGCUGGAUAUUGAAUUUUCAAAUAUAUGUACUCAGUAAAGCAAUAAACGUCUUUAAGAAAUUUCAUGCAGAAGUGUAGUUUCGAUCAAAAGUUAUGUCGCAUGUAAUAAGAGGAACGAACUUUUGGGACACCCUGUAGACAAAAAGGUGUCGAUACAAUAAUAGAUUUUUAUUCGCGCAAAAAGUAAUUGUGACGGCUCAAAUUUAUAGUGCAGCAAUAUAAGACAUUGUUUACAAUAAUCUUGAGAAAUAACACUGAGCUGAAUAGGGCUGUACAAUGACAAAAUAUAAGCAAAGCUUUGAAAAGUGUGUAAGUAAAAUUCAAAAGACGCAAGACGCCUUACAAAUUUCGAAGGGAAAUUACCGAAAUUACGUCAUCGAUAAACUCCCGUGUGAGGCAGGUCACGCGCUCUAAUCUAAAUAUUUUUGCCAGCCAAAUUGACACAAAUUAACAAUUUAUCUGUUACAGCCUGACAAAGUUUUUCGCUGCUACUAUACUAAAGUUUCGAAGGAUAGAUCAACCCUCGCUUUUAAAUGAAUGCUCAGGCCACAGUUAAACCCCGUUAAUACAGACACUUGGGGAAGGGGGAGAGGACAUAGAAAGUUUCCUUAUUAACUGGGUGCUCGUUUAAUUAUUUAAGCAAAAAAUACACCUUUUAUUUGAAAAACAUGCUAAAGAAAUAAAACAAGGCAUUAGCAUCGUUAAACUGAGGGAAAGGUUUAUCACAGCACACAGUUCAGUGCGACGAUGAAUUGUCCGCAUUUGCAAGGUUGACAUCUAUGAGGUUCUGUUCAUUGAGCAAGAAACAAGUGUCCGUUGUCCGCAUUAACGCCGGGUGUCCUCAUUAAGCCGAUUUAAUUGAGGGAAAAUGAGUAGAUCGUUUUCACUGUGUCACGAAACAAAAAAAUAAAUUGGAAACCGUCCAGUGGAAGAAGCCAAGAAAAUGAAAUGUUACAAAAGACCAAUAUAUAAACAAUUUUUCCAAGUCCGAGGUCUCUGUGGCCCACAGUUUCUGAGUUAUUUGCCGAAACGUUUCACGCACCUUUAUAAAGCUUUGUAUGGAGACGCCAUAUUGGUGAACGGUUUUGGUGCACCUAUACGGCCGCCGGAAAUAAAAUAAAAAAGUCUGGAGUUCACGUUUUCUAUAAAAGCUCUUUUUUUUCACUCGAGAACUAGCAUAAGUGCGCAUAAACAUAUCUUCUAAUACUUGAAAUGGUUAUUCUGCUGAAAAUCUAGAGACAGCAUUCGUAUUUUGGUGUCACGCAUUCUGAAAAUUGCUGCAUUUUCGAAAUGAAACAUGCAACGGGAAUGGAAACUUGUACAAAGAUUUACUGUUUUUGUUUAUCUUCAACCUAGUGUAAAUAAGAAUUCGUAAAACCUCGCUAUUUUAACUUUACAAUUUGAUGACUUCACUGUGAAAACCAUCUAUUAGGGCGGGCUUUGCCCAGGGACAAAGAACACUGUCCGUAAUAUUUUACUGAGGAAGAAGUUGUGGCAUGACACGUUGUGACUUAUCCUAGACAAUCUGUGAUGAACGGAAGGUCAACAUGAUUUUCUUCCCCUUUCAUAAAAAAAAACAAAAAACAUUUUAACCUGAACAACAUGCAACACUAGUAGUUAAGUAAAAGUUUCAUAACAUUCUGACUACGAUUGUAAAGCAAACGUAGGAGUUACAAACUUGUGAUCAUGUUUCACGAAUUUGCUUUCUGAAAAAGAAAAUGCCAUUUUGAUAUCUUUAAUAUCCCGUAUGUUUUAGUCGCAUACCUUAUUAAAAAUCAGAGAUGAUGAAAUAGAGUUGUUAUGUUUUCACCAAGGCAAAGCCGUAAUGAAAACGAACUUUUACAGACGAGGCAACAAACUGCACCCAAAGCAGAGCAAAUACAAAAGAAACAAAAUAUCAGUCACUGCUCCUACCCGGCAAUUCUAUAUAGGGCUUGUUUUAGUACAUAAUUUGUCCUGUUUCCGAUCCAUCAAUAUCCGGACGCUGGCAUGCCAAGUGGCCACUUCUUCCAAAACCAAAUUUGUAUUUAUAAACGUCGGAACUUGUCUGGUAUAAACCGCCCACAGCAGGGUGAUCACGUUCCGUCCGGGAUAACGUGUAUCAUUCAGCUGAAUCAUCACCAGUCCUAUAUAGUUUUCUUUUCAUAAGUUCGUUCGCUAAGCUGUAAUUUUGAUUGCAAAGGGAGAGUUUAUUAGACCACUUCAAAGAAACCAACCGUCUAGUGGAUUUGGGGUUUGUGGAAGCACUCCAAACACUUCUCAAGUGUUCUUAAAAUUCUUAAAUAGUCUGCGAGCAUGUAGUGGUUUUCCCAUGCCGGACGCCGCUCGCCGGGUAAAUAGUAGACGGAAUAAGAUUUGUUAUUCGGGCUAUUCAUUGUAAGUAUUAUGAUUUGUGCGCUAUCGCGCUAGUGUCGCAGGGCCUUUGCACUAUAUCCCGAAACAAUACUAUGAAUAAAAGCAAUAUAGUAAUAUAUUGUAAAAUUAUAUAUUGUAGAACUUAAGUUUUCUGGACCUUAUCAGGAGUAUGACCAAACUAAGUAAUUUGUGGGCGGCAUUGGGUGGGGCAUUUUUGCUGACUCAUUAGUCAUCACAACACCUCAUCACGGGGGCUUUUGGUAUAAAAGUGAUGGCACAUUGCUAAAAUCUAAUCUGGCAUUGGCAGUUGGCGGUAAGUCAUAAAAGCUUGGUCAUUUUUCAAAUUUUACUUUUGCAUCAAAAACGAAUACAAGACUGAAGGACCGGUAAAAUGAAUGUUACAGAAAUCUUUCGUUUUUUGUUGGUCGCGAAAAUGAUCGCUUUGGCUCUUGGACAUGGAAGGAUGAUGGACCCUGCUAGUAGAAACUCCGCCUGGAGAGUCUUUCCCAAUCGUGCGAAGCAGUACACGGAUAACGAGUUGAAUUGUGGGGGAUUCAGCGCCCAGUGGGAUAAGCAUGGUGGUAAAUGCGGCGUUUGCGGCGACGAAUAUAACAUAGCAAACCCUAAGUACGUCCACCCCGGAUCGUUUGCUAGUGAUGAUUUCACCACCAAGACUUAUAAAGAAGGAGAAACAAUUCAGGUGACAAUAGAGAUCACUGCCAAUCAUAAGGGAUACUUCCGUUUUAGUGUGGGUAAGCUCCAGACACGCCCUAUCAUCCAAGAACAGCUUACACACGUCUUGUUGCAACCCGAUGGUUCGAACACGUGGCAGUUGCAGUCAUCCGCAAAUGGAGAGUAUCUCAUCGAGCUCGUGCUGCCCAAAGGCCUGACAUGUGAUCACUGCGUGCUACAAUGGUGGUGGACAGUGGGAAACAACUGGGGAAAAAAACAAGAAACAUUUGUGAACUGCGCAGACAUCAAGAUUAUACCAGCGGGAGGUCCUGUGCCAACAAAAGAGAAGCCAAGCACGGAAAAGCCUUUAAGCUCCACCGCUACGGCCUUACCCCCUAAGGUACCCUCUACAGGGAGCCCGCAGAAGCCUUCCAUUCGCAGCCCCUCCACUGGAGGACCCUCAAAAGAAGGGUCAACAACUCUCCCUACUACAGCGUCAUCAACAGGAGGAUGUAAGUCCGCGGGAGCAUAUGCCGGUCAACCUGGUAUGGAUCAAUGGUGCGUUACUAACUGUGCAGCGGGAUACUGUCCUGCCUCUCAUUGCGUUUGUAACUAG
This is a messenger RNA of Porites lobata, 8022 nucleotides long. The record is from the annotation of a GenBank genome assembly. Lineage: Eukaryota; Metazoa; Cnidaria; Anthozoa; Scleractinia; Poritidae.